AUGGCUGCUAGCUACCUUAUUGCCGGUGCAGCAGCCUCCUGCGACGAGACAGAGGGACUUGAGCUUUUCUGUUAUACAGACGCCGACAGUGUACCUCAGAACGUGAACGUGGCAGACAUUCAGUUCGUCGCGUCCUACCUACGAUCCUACGGGCAACAGACUCGAGACGGCCGUCAAUUUAUCAUGCUGGCCGCCGACACGCCCAACUGCGAAGAGUACACUCUCUACCAGCGCGGCAGCGUCCUCGCCCUAGGCAAGCAUCUCGACCCCACCGUGAACUCCAGCGUCUUGUUCACCGACAUUGCCAACACCAUUGAUGGUGGUACCGGCACUACCAAGACCAAGGCCAUCAUUGACUGCGCUGAGGCUGGCGGGUCCUUUGGCGUUGUCUACAAUGCCACCAAUGCUCAGUACAACACCACGACUUAUCUCUCCAAGGGGUACACCCCUGCGGGCAUCCUCGUUAAGAUCGUGAGUUCUGCAUAA
Molecule: messenger RNA, 486 nt
Organism: Pestalotiopsis fici W106-1
Lineage: Eukaryota; Fungi; Ascomycota; Sordariomycetes; Amphisphaeriales; Sporocadaceae
Exons: 1
Coding region: 1-486 (161 amino acids)
Source: RefSeq, a predicted model, not a curated record